AUGGAAGUACAAAUCAUGGUGUCGCCACCAGCAAAACCACGAUCGAGCCCGUUUGAUUCAUUCUUCAGACAGAAGAGACAGUUUCGUGGUUUACCUUCUUGGUGUCAUUGUGAACCAGAAAGAAUCACUUGUCCACCAGGUCCUCCAGGACCACCUGGACAACCAGGGCAGCCAGGUAUAAACACAAAUAUGCUUUUAUAAGA
Molecule: messenger RNA, 203 nt
Organism: Strongylus vulgaris
Lineage: Eukaryota; Metazoa; Nematoda; Chromadorea; Rhabditida; Strongylidae
Source: the annotation of a GenBank genome assembly